AUGGGAAUAACACGUUGUGGAAGACACAAAAAGAGUAAUAGUGGUGCAAAGAGAAAUAAAAUGCAAAAGAAAAGAAAGAAUAUGAUGGGAAGACAACCAUCUAAUACUAAAAUAGGUGAAACGAGAGUUAAAGCUUUGAGAGUACGUGGUGGUAAUUAUAAACAACGUGCUCUUAGACUUAAUUCUGGAGAAUUUUUA
Molecule: messenger RNA, 198 nt
Organism: Hepatospora eriocheir
Lineage: Eukaryota; Fungi; Microsporidia; Hepatosporidae
Source: the annotation of a GenBank genome assembly